Panthera uncia (snow leopard) is the source of this 7681-nucleotide messenger RNA. It is a transcript of the gene ZNF567, whose product is annotated as zinc finger protein 567. The record is from RefSeq and is a predicted model, not a curated record. Gene Ontology annotation, biological process: negative regulation of transcription by RNA polymerase II. Bases 2008 to 3969 code for a protein of 653 amino acids. Gene Ontology annotation, molecular function: DNA-binding transcription repressor activity, RNA polymerase II-specific; RNA polymerase II cis-regulatory region sequence-specific DNA binding. Lineage: Eukaryota; Metazoa; Chordata; Mammalia; Carnivora; Felidae. The transcript has 6 exons.
GGAGGCGGGUGAUGGCGGGACCUGGGGGGAAUGCAGAGGAGGGAGGCGGGAACCUGGCCAGGAAGGCCGGGGAAGAAGGCAAGAGUUUUGGGCCCUAGAGAGAACGGGAGGGAGGCGAGAACCUAAGCAGAAGGAGCCAGGGCCGGGAACGCCGAGAAGGGAAUAGGGAGCCCGGGCCAGGGAGCGUCCUAGAGGGAACCGGUAGUCCAGGCUGGACAGCGCCGAAGAGGGAACUGGAAGCCCGAGUUGGUGUGAGCUUGGGGAGGGCAGGAAUUUUGUCCCCCACCCCCGCCCCGCACCGUGAGGAAACCCCAGCUUUCGGAGUGCGGCCUGGCACACACGGGCAUUCAGUUCGUGUAGCUUUUUGUGCCCGUUCUUGUGCAGCUUGGGCAUGUGUUACUCCGUGUGACGUUGUGGAACCAGUUGUUUGGAAAGUGAUAAAGUCUCUGUGUUUGUCUAAUUUUUCAAAUAGGAUGCGAGUUGAUGUGUUUUUGAGACUGCAUGCGACUUUGGAGAGACGAUAGUAAGGGGUUUGUGAGUAAAAUUUUGCUAUUUUGUGUAAAGUAUGUUAUGGGCUCUGUGAGAUUAUGCCUGUGAUGUGCCUAUGGGAUUGUGAUUGUGUCGUGGGCAAUAUAACUGUGUCUUUGUCUAAUUUUUAAAGUAUCUUGUGUGUACAAUCCGCAGUAAAUCGUGAAUGUUUUCUGUGACUGAGAUGGAGCGCUUGAGAAAUUGGAUGCAUGACCAGUUAAAUAUGUAUUGUUUCGAUUAUCUGAAUACUGGCAUUUUAUAUGCUUAUAGAUUUCACUCUAUGGCAACUGGAUAAGUGAAAUAGAGAUUUUUUUUUUGAUGGAGAGGAGGAAGUAAAAUAAUAAUUUUCAGAUGGUAGGAUUGUAUAUUGGGAAACCCCACACUGACUAAUGAUUGGUAUGUUGAAAUGAGUAGGACACCAUAAAAAAUUGGGCAAGACACAAAAAAUUUCUCCCCUAACUGCCACUCAAAGUUUCUAUUUGGGUGAAUCCCUUUUUUUCCCUGCUACUACUGGAUGCAUUGCGAGACAGAUUGAGUAAUUUCUUUGCUCAUUCUGAAGACUGAAUCAGUUGAACAUUUAAAUACAAGACCAGUCUCAUAAUAACUAUUUAACUAGUUAAAUAAAAUAUUCACUAUAGGGGCGCCUAGGUGGCUCAGUUGGUUGAGCAUCCGAUUCUUGGUUUCAGUGCAGUUCACGAUCUCACAGUUUGUGGGUUCGAGCUCCACCUUGGGCUCUCUGCUGACAGUGCAGAUCCUGGUUAAGAUUUCUCUCUCCCUCUCUCUCUGCCCCUUCCUGGCUUGCUCUCUCUUUCCUUCUCAAAAAAAUAAACAAAUGAAUAUUUUAAAAAACAUUCACUGUAGACACCAAUACUUCAAACUUGUUUUAAAUAAAAACCCUCCCUCCUACUGGAAGCUUGCCUGGGAAAAGGGUACAUGAUCAGCUUCUUCUCUAAUUCUUCAACCUCUAUUUUGUCUCUACUUCCUCUAGGUGGGUAGUCUCUGGCUGGAAUGGAUUGGGAGCUGGAAAGCAAGAGACAAGAAGUUAGGGACAAGAAGAGGCUAACAUGAUUGGUACCAUUAUAAUUUAUUGUAAGUCAUCUCUUACCUUCUGAGAGAACCCACUGCUGGGAACUUCCAGAUACACUUCCCUUCUUAUGGGUACAGCCACUUCUCCAGCUGUCUUCUCAAUGUUUCCUCUGGGCAUGCAGUUGGCCACCUGCUCUGGUGGGUCUUGUUGUCUCUCCAGUGAGUCCUCUUGGACAAGAGAAUCCAAGCCAUUCCAGGCAGGCUCCAUCCAUGGGUUGCCCAUCUAGAGCUCAGGAACUGCCUCUUUUCCAAAGAGGAACCCAAAGGAAGACUGGUCACCUCUUGCAAAUCUCAAAACCAUGGCUCAGAAGCAGAGCUGGGACAAAAAUGCAUUUCCUCAAAUGAGAAUAUAUUACUGCAUGAACUUUGCUUGUUUAAAUAAAAACAGUCAAGAUGGAGAUGGAAUUGAUGUUGCUUUUAGCAUCAGUGUCAUUCAAAGAUGUGACUGUUGACUUCUCUCGGGAAGAGUGGCAGCACCUGGAUCCUGCUCAGAAGACUCUCUACAUGGAUGUGAUGUUGGAAAACUAUUGCCACCUCAUCUCUGUAGGGUGUCACAUGACCAAACCUGAUGUGAUCCUCAAGUUAGAACGAGGAGAAGAGCCAUGGACAUCAUUUACAGGUCAUACCUGCUUAGAAGAAAAUUGGAAAGAUGAAGACUUUUUAGUGAAAUUCAAGGAAUACCAAGAUAAGUUUUCUAGAUCAGUUGUAUUCAUCAACCACAAAAAACUGAUUAAAGAGAACAGUAAUGCAUAUGAAAAGACAUUUACUUUAAGCAAAAACCCUAUUAAUUCAAAAAAUCUACCUCCUGAAUAUGAUACUCAUGGAAAGAUUUUUAAAAAUGUUUCAGAAUUAAUCAUCAGUAAUAUAAGUCCUGCAAGAAAGAGACUUAGUGAGUAUAAUGGAUAUGGGAAAUCACUUCUCAAUACUAAACCAGAGACAGCUCAACCUGGAGUCAAAUCCCAUAAUCAGCGUGGCAGGGUUGUCAGUCAUAAUGACGUACUUAUACAAUAUCAUAAGGUGGAAACUCCAGCACAGCCAUUUGGAUAUAAUGACUGUGAGAAAACCUUCCUUAAAAAAGGAGAAUUAAUUACACAUAAUAGAGCUUACAUAAGGGAAAACCCAUCUGAAUAUAAUAAAAGGAGAAGAACAACCAAUAUUGAAAAAAAACAUACAUGCACUGAAUGUGGGAAGUCCUUCUGCAGGAAGUCAGUAUUGAUUCUGCACCAGGGAAUUCACACAGAGGAAAAACCCUAUCAGUGCCAUCAAUGUGGAAAUUCAUUUAGAAGGAAGUCAUAUCUCAUUGAUCAUCAAAGAACUCACACAGGAGAAAAACCCUUUGUUUGUAAUGAAUGUGGUAAGUCCUUCCGCCUAAAGACAGCCCUCACUGAUCAUCAGAGAACACAUACAGGGGAAAAAUCAUACGAAUGUCCACAGUGUAGGAAUGCCUUCAGAUUGAAGUCACACCUCAUACGUCAUCAGAGAACUCAUACAGGAGAGAAACCAUAUGAGUGUAAUGACUGUGGGAAGUCCUUCCGCCAGAAGACAACACUCUCUCUACAUCAGAGAAUUCAUACAGGAGAGAAACCCUAUAUUUGUAAAGAAUGUGGGAAGUCCUUUCACCAGAAGGCAAACCUUACUGUACAUCAGAGAACUCAUACGGGGGAAAAGCCCUAUAUUUGUAAUGAAUGUGGGAAAUCGUUCUCCCAGAAGACAACCCUCGCUCUUCAUGAGAAGACUCAUAAUGAGGAGAAACCCUAUAUUUGUAAUGAAUGUGGGAAGUCCUUUCGCCAAAAGACAACCCUUGUGGCACAUCAGAGAACACAUACAGGGGAAAAAUCCUAUGAAUGUCCUCACUGUGGGAAGGCCUUUAGAAUGAAGUCAUACCUCAUUGAUCAUCACAGAACUCACACAGGAGAAAAACCAUAUGAAUGUAAUGAAUGUGGGAAAUCCUUCAGUCAGAAGACAAAUCUGAAUCUGCAUCAGAGAAUUCAUACAGGAGAGAAGCCCUAUAUUUGUAAUGAAUGUGGGAAGUCCUUUCGCCAGAAAGCAACUCUCACUGUACAUCAAAAAAUACAUACAGGACAGAAAUCCUACGAAUGUCCUCAGUGUGGGAAAGCCUUUAGCAGGAAGUCAUAUCUCAUUCAUCAUCAAAGAACUCAUACAGGAGAGAAACCAUAUAAAUGUAAUGAAUGUGGGAAGUGCUUCCGCCAGAAAACAAAUCUCAUUGUACAUCAGAGAACUCACACAGGAGAGAAACCCUAUAUUUGUAAUGAGUGUAGUAAGUCCUUCAGUUAUAAGAGAAACCUCAUUGUCCAUCAGAGAACUCACAAGGGAGAAAACAUAGAAAUUCAAUAAAUGAUGUGAUCUCUUUGUGAAGCCUUUCCAAGUUAUUGUAAAACUUUAGUUUAAGGAAAAAAAGCAUGCUAAAACAUUUUAAUAAGGUAAUUUUAAUCACAAAUGUAAUAAUAGUUAAAGUACCAACCACAGAACUGUCUGCUGUUUACUAGCACAUGUAAUGGAUAUGAUCAUUGUUAUCGAACUUUAUCAGAAAUGAAGCUAAUUUUUUAAGUUUUCAAGUUCUGUUCACUUAGAUUAUUUUUUUAAAGUGCUUACAUAAUAUAUGCAGAGGCAAGAUACAAAAUGGUUAUAAUAUCAGUCUCCAUAAAAGAAAGAAAAUAUGAAAUAUAUUUCUCCUUGUGCUCUGGAAUAAAGAAUAACUGUCAUUUCCCCAAAGAUUACCAUGUCCCUGGCUUAUAACAUCAUGAAGCAGUCUUUGCAUGUCUAAAUUUUAUGUUUUAUCAUAUAUCAUGAAUUAUUUUGUGUCUUGUCUCAACAUUUUUAAGAUUCAUACAUUAUUGCAUGUGGCAGUAAUGUAUUCAUUUUCAUUGUGCAUACUCUUCCAUUUUAAGAAUAUACCACUAUUUAUCCUCUUGAUGGAUGUUUGUAUUUUUAUAAAUUUGUGUUGUAAUAAAAAUACUGCUCUAAAUGCUGUAAAUAUUCUGUGUAUGUGUGUAUGUAUAUUUCUGUUGAUCUUAUCGUGAGAUGAAUUACUCAGUCCAAGGGUGUAUGUAAGUUUUUUUCAGCUAUGGUAGAUACUGCCAAACGUCUCAGACCUUUCUUAAUAUGAGGUGAUUAACUUUGGAAAGUAACAGCUCUGACUGUAAGCAAUGUGGAGAAAGGUCUUUAGCAGUCAUUCAACUAGAGAAUUUUACUUUAAAAAAUCCAUAUAAUAUUGUAAUUGUAAGAAGACUGUUAGUCAUGAAUAUCUGAAUGUAACAAAUCUAGAAAGACUCGCUAUGGCUUAAAUUACACAAAGCUAGAGAAUUCAUAUCGGAACGAAUCCUAUAGUUGUCAUGAUUAUAGGAAUACUUUUAGCCAUAGCAUACACCUUAUUUAACACCAUAGAAUUCAUACUAGAGAAAGGGAGGUUAAGAAAUGACAAAGAUGAGUAAAACUUGGGAAUAUAAGUCACAUUAGACAGAAUUGUGAAAUACACACACACACACACACACACACACACACACACACACACAACUAAGCCUUUUAUAUAUUUAUCUCAGGAAGUGUGGGUCUCAGUUCCCAAUGGAAAAAUCACUGGAGAGAUAUUGAUGUUUUAGAAUUGGAAAUCUGCUAAAACACUAAUGUCUAUAGCAUCUUUUCUAUGAAAAUAGUAAGUUCAACAGCACCUUGAACAGUUUUACUGAAGGCCCUUGAUUAUUUGUAACAUAUGUUUACUACAUGUAUUGUUACUGUGUAUAAUAAAAUGCAUUUAAAAUUUAAAUAAGCUUACCCCCCGCCCCCAAUUUGGGCCCUCUGCCUUACAGAAAGGGACAGCAGUUGCCAGUGGAUAGUAAAUGGAAACCUGCUUGUCCAGGGCUUGUAGAUAAUUUGAGAGAGAAAAACAAAAAACGACAGUGGGUAAUGAGGAAAUUCAGACAUGACAAAUAUUUAGACUUCAAAGGGUCUAAAAAUUAUAGUGCCUUGUCUGACCAGACAGAACUUUGUGAAAUUCAGCCUUUACUAGUAACUAUUUAUGUUUAGAGGAUUUGUUUCGUUUUGUGGGUUUUUUUUUUGAGGGUAGGAUGAACGUACUAAAAAUAAGUAGGUAAGAUUACAGGGUCCAUAUUCAUAACCAUGAGAACCUGGUAAUAGUUUCAUUUGAAUAAAUCUAUAUUUGUAUAUGAAUUAAUACUAUUUAUUAUAUGUUAACAAUGGCAACUAACAAGAAUUAUACUCAAGACGGAGGAUGCAAAUCUACCCUUUUUCCUGGAUAUUUAAUGAUUAGGGAGGUGUGGUAUAACUGAAUCUGUUCUAACCUCAACCAAACAAAGAUGUUGGGACUGUGAGUCACUUUUUCUUGGAUAUUCUACUCUCCUUUGUUUCGUCUCUCAUAUGUAUUUCUGUGGCUGUCACAAAAAUAUAAUUUAUCUGGCAUCCCUACAUGUGCUAUCCUGCCUCUUGAUUUACUGAUUAUAUUAUGAAAUAGCCAUGUUUUAUUUGCAGUAGAGCAUUGUAUGCAUAUUCUUAGUUUAUUUUUAUACAUAGUACAUAAUAUUCAUGUUUUAUAGGUCUUGUGUAUGAUAUACUAGAAAUUCUGGUGUACUAACAGACAGUGUUUUAAAUGGCUAAGCUUAAAAGUACAAUUAUGAACUCACAGAUGAUUAGGCUGUUUUCUUACCUAAAAGAACUUCCAGUAUAGGAGGUUAUAUAAACAAGUCAUAAAAGUAUUUGGAUAGUAAUCCGUAAGAAUCUCUACAUAUUUAUGCUCUUAGCUAUUUCCCAAGAUCUCCCCAAUUUCUACUCCUAUCAUAGUUACUAUACCCACCAAAAUAUAUGUCACUUAUAGGGGGAGAUGGAAUGGGGUGUUAUUAGAAGAGAUACAUUGCUACUGUAUUCAUUGUAAUGAAAUUUUUUAAAAUGAGUAGGCCAGUCCCAGACUCCUUUGGCAUCCGAGGACAAACAGCAAAUAUCCUAAAUCUAUAUGUCACAUUUUAAACUUUCCUUAUUCCCAAUCCUAUAUUAAUCCCUCCUCAUGCAAAUCUCUGGGAUAUAAUAUAUCUCAGCUGAAGAGGGAAGGGACAAAAAAGAUAUUAUGCAAAUGUUUGGCUGUAAAAAGUUACCCUACUUGAAGUGUCUCUGCAAAAAUUCAAAGUAAUGGCAGAUGCCAUUUUCUGUAUGAUUUUUCUGUUUUUAAAUUUAUAAUUUUUAACUUCCAUUUGAAAUCAUAUCCACUAAAUUUAAUUUUAUAAAUGUGCCACUUUAUAAAUAUAUUGUAUUUUUGUUGUUGUUUUAACCACCAGAUUUAUGGUGAUUUUUAUGGCAGCCACAGAAAACUAACAAAUUUUGGUACCAGGGAAUGGGGCUCUGCUAAAACAAACACCUAAAAAUGUGGAAGUGGGUUUGGAUAAUGGGUAGAGGCUGGAAGAAUUUUAAGCCAUAUGAUAGAAAAGCCUAGAUUACCUUAAACAGAUUGUUAGGGAUGGUAAGGUGCAGGCUCAGGAAAUAGCAGGAUUGAGAAAGCUAUUUUGUUUGAGGAUACAUGUGUCAUGAACAGAAUAUUAUUAGAAAUAUUAACAUAUAAUGGUACUUCUGGUAAGGGCUCAAAAGAAAUGUUAAUAUUGGAAACUGGUGGAAAGAUCAUUCUUACAUAGUGGCCAAAAACGUGACUGAAUUGUGGUUUAUACUUGUGUGAAAAGCAAACUUGUAGGUGAUGGAUUUGAAUACUUGGCUGAGGAAAUUUCCAAGGGAAAUGUUGAAGGUGGGGCCUGGUGUUUUCUUGCUGCUUAUUAUAAAAUAUAAAAGGAAAGAGAAAUUUAGGAAGGAACUAUUAUGCAAAAAGGAAUCAAAGUCUGAUUAUUUGGGGGAAUUCUCAGCCUAUGCAAACUGCAAAGGAUGUUGAAAUUAAGAGUUCACUGGAGAAAGCUUGCUCUGGAGAGAGUGCUUGGACAAUUUUAGUUGAAGAGAUUAAGUAUGUGACUCAUGGAUCCAAUCAAUCAUCUCAGUAGAAACAAAUGGAAAUGGUUGCCCAACAGUGAUGCAUGGAGGGCCCUCUUGUCUAAUUGUGUGG